CGCUGGUUCCCGAUAGAAGUGCGCAUGUGGAAGUGAACUGACUGACAUCUAUUCUGCAAGGUUAAUCAAUAAUCAGAGUGAUUGUUCCUGUAGUCCUAAAUGCAUUUUUAUAGACCGCACUGAAGGCCUUCGGUUCACGCAUGUGGAAAUAGAGCCUGUCUUUUCAGCUCUGUGGAUGUGACUUUUAUACUGGAGUAAGAGACGGCAUUUUGACACUGUUGCAGGCUGGGCAGGUUAAAAUCAGCUAUCUGUUGCUUCAAAAACUGAAUUGUCUUACUUGUCAUGAGUUUGGAAGUGUUACUGUGGACGUGAGGAGCUUCUUUCUUCCCGUGUCAGUAACAGGCCUUUUACCAUGAACAAUUCUACUCCAGCUACAGCUAAUGGGAACGACAAGAAGAAAUUUAAAAGAGACAGAUCGCCAUGCUGUCCUUCACGUGUCCUUCAUCUUCGUCAAAUUCCAAAUGAUGUUACUGAAGCAGAAGUAAUUUCAUUAGGCCUCCCUUUUGGCAAAGUAACCAACCUCUUGAUGCUAAAAGGAAAAAGUCAGGCAUUUUUGGAAAUGGCUUCUGAAGAAGCUGCUGUUACUAUGGUGAACUACUAUACUCCUACUACACCUCACCUCCGCAGCCAGCCUGUUUAUAUUCAGUAUUCCAAUCACAGAGAGCUUAAGACUGACAAUCUGCCUAAUCAGACUAGAGCACAAGCUGCAUUGCAAGCUGUGAAUGCUACGCGGUCUGGAAACCUCGCUAUUACAAGCACUGUUGCUGCUGAAGGUGGACUCCUUCCAGGUCAAGGUUCUGUUCUUCGAGUCAUUGUUGAAAAUCUUUUCUACUCUGUCACUUUAGAAGUGCUGUAUCAGAUUUUCUCUAAAUUUGGACAUGUUUUAAAGAUUAUCACCUUCACUAAGAACAAUCAGUUCCAAGCUUUGCUCCAGUAUGCUGAUCCAAUGAGUGCAUAUUAUGCCAAAAUGGGUCUGGAUGGCCAAAGUAUUUACACUGGGUGCUGUACUCUGCGUAUUGAUUUCUCCAAGUUAACUAGCCUUAAGGUAAAGUACAACAAUGAGAAAAGCAGAGAUUUCACUCGCCUUGACCUUCCUUGUGGUGAUGGCCAGCCACCCCUGGAGCCAUCCAGAGCUGCUGCCUUUGGCACCCAAAGUAUCAUCUUCCCAUCAUAUGCAGGGGUUGCCGGGUUUGUCCCAGCCAUGGGCUUUGCUCAAGGUGCUGGUGUUUCGAUUCCAGCUGUUCCUGGAACACUUGGUUCUCUCACCGUCGCCACAUCUGCAGCAUCUGUACCGAUGCCUAUUCAUGGUGUUACUGGUGUUCCAGGAAAUUCUGUGUUACUAGUCAGCAACCUCAACCCUGAAGCCAUCACACCACACGGACUUUUCAUCCUAUUUGGUGUGUAUGGUGAUGUGCAUCGUGUGAAGAUCAUGUUUAAGAAGAAAGAAAAUGCUUUGAUUCAGAUGGCAGAUGCAUCCCAGGCUCAAAUAGCCCUCAGCCACCUGAAUGGACAGAGGCUUUAUGGAAAGGUCCUCCAUGCUACUUUUUCAAUACAUCAAUCAGUUCAACUUCCUCGUGAGGGACAAGAGGACCAAGGUCUGACAAAGGACUAUAGCAAUAGCCCUUUACAUCGCUUUAAGAAGCCUGGCUCUAAGAAUUUCCAAAAUAUCUUUCCUCCAUCUGCCACCCUGCAUCUCUCCAACAUCCCGACUUCUGCUACUGUUGAUUAUCUGAAGAACCUUUUUGCAAGUACUGGAUCUACUGUGAAAGCCUUCAGAUUCUUCCAGAAAGAUUGCAAAAUGGCUCUUAUCCAGCUGGGCUCUGUGGAAGAAGCAGUUCACGCUCUCAUUGAGCUUCAUAAUUAUGACCUUGGAGAAAACCAUCACCUCCGAGUUUCCUUCUCAAAAUCUAUAAUCUGACUUUUCUGUGAACUUUCCUGCAUCACAGUUUUAGUAAAAUCUUCAGCUAGGGACUGAAACAGCUGUGACCAGCUCUGUCUUUUAAAACAAAAAGCUCAUUCAUACACGAAGAAUUAAGCAAUGAUAUUUUCUGUGAGUAUGCGAUCAAAUUUUAAUACUCAUCCACAAAAAGAUUCUUCUGUGAAAUUGCUUUAGCAACAAUAUUUAUCAUCAAAUUUCCUACUGGAAAUUUUAUUUUGAGAGCAUCCCUUUAGUUUUUAUUUGAAAUCAGCCUUACAAAACAUUAUACAAUAUAACAAACAGAGUAUUUCUAACAAAAUCAUAAAUCUAGUCUACACAGAAUAAACACUAAUUUGAAUGUGAAAUAGUGCUUGGGUUUCUUGAAGAAAAGCAAGCAUUGACUGUGACUGUCCUCUUAAAUAGUAUUUAUGUUACCAGGGUGUGUGUUCAUACUUUGGCAAGUCUUUACAAGUAACUUUUUUUUAAAAAACAAAAGCCUGCUGUUCAUAUGGAUUAAAUUAUUAGAGAAAAGGCUGUGCCUUCUCUCUGUAGAGUAAAAAGAUACUGGACAAGUUUCUUCAAGAUGCGGUGUCAGAGACUUAGCUUGAAUUAACCAUGGAAUGGAAGUUUGAUAUCUUAUUUUUACAAUAAAGUAAUGUUGUGUAAUAGUACUUUGGGGAAAAUAAGACAAGAAAAUAGUCCUGAUUUCAAAUAAUUUUUUACAUUUCUUUAAAGAAUAAAAUGUUUACAAUCUUAUGGAAAAUAUUCAGGUCUAUGAUGGUUUAAUAAGUUUUGAAGAAGUUAUUUUUCUUAAGGUCAUCUUUGGGGGAAUAAAACUUAAAC
Messenger RNA from Egretta garzetta (little egret), 2761 nucleotides. It is a transcript of the gene PTBP3, whose product is annotated as polypyrimidine tract binding protein 3. Gene Ontology annotation, molecular function: mRNA binding. Gene Ontology annotation, biological process: regulation of RNA splicing; mRNA processing. Lineage: Eukaryota; Metazoa; Chordata; Aves; Pelecaniformes; Ardeidae. Gene Ontology annotation, cellular component: nucleus. The transcript is spliced from 16 exons. The record is from RefSeq and is a predicted model, not a curated record. Bases 353 to 1918 code for a protein of 521 amino acids.